AUGCACCCACUCACCCUCUUCCCCCUCAUCAUCACCUUCGCAACGGCCCUCCCCUUCGCCGCCAGCCCCAACCCAGACCCAUCCAACCAAGACCAACCAGACUGUGCACCCGGAGCCGAAGGCACCACAGCCGGCGUAACCUACUGCCUGAGCACAAACUUCAACGGGCCCUGCGAAUGGCACGCCUACUACCCCGACCGAGACUUGUGUAUGGCUUUCGACGAAAAACCAGAAAGGCGCCCCCUUUCCAUCCGCCCUCAGCACGGUGGGUACUGCGAGUUGUUCAAGGACAACAAAUGUGGGGGUGAUCCGGUCAGCAUCUGGAAGGACGAUACGACGACGAAGUUGGAGUGCCCGGGUAUGAGUGAUGCUGGGAAGCCGGAUUGGUUUGGGAGUAUGAGAUGUAGGACGGAGAAUGAGGGGACGGAGAACGAGGGGACGGAGAACUCGGAUGGAUCUAGUGGAGGGGAAUACCAGGGUAGUGGGGGUUAUCCUUAUCCGGGGAGGGAUUCCCGCAGGUCGGUUUAG
Alternaria metachromatica is the source of this 528-nucleotide messenger RNA. RefSeq lists its product as uncharacterized. The record is from RefSeq and is a predicted model, not a curated record. The transcript has a single exon. NCBI's taxonomy places the organism in Eukaryota, Fungi, Ascomycota, Dothideomycetes, Pleosporales, Pleosporaceae. The coding region runs from base 1 to 528 and encodes 175 amino acids.